Dipodomys spectabilis (banner-tailed kangaroo rat) is the source of this 796-nucleotide messenger RNA. Its product is annotated as cytochrome c oxidase assembly factor 4 homolog, mitochondrial. The record is from RefSeq and is a predicted model, not a curated record. The coding region runs from base 116 to 379 and encodes 87 amino acids. Gene Ontology annotation, biological process: mitochondrial respiratory chain complex IV assembly. NCBI's taxonomy places the organism in Eukaryota, Metazoa, Chordata, Mammalia, Rodentia, Heteromyidae. Gene Ontology annotation, cellular component: mitochondrial intermembrane space. The transcript is spliced from 2 exons.
CCCCCAAACGGGCUGGCUCCCGGGGAGGACUGUCCCCUAAACUGCCCGCCAAACCCGCGCAGCUACAGCAGAGCGCGCGUCUGAGGCCUUUUCUAUACCGGUUAGACUACCCAGGAUGUCAACUUCUGUCCCUAAAGGCCACAACUGGGCCCGACAGGUGAAGAAGGAGGAGGAGGAGGAAGACCCUCUAGACCAGCUGAUUUCUCGCUCUGGCUGUGCUGCUUCUCACUUUGCAGUGCAAGAGUGCAUGGCUCAACACCAGGACUGGAGGCAGUGUCAGCCUCAGGUGCAGGCCUUCAGGGAUUGCAUGAGCAAGCAGCAGGCAAAGCGGCGGGAAGAACUGCAGAAGAGAAAAGAGCAAACCAGUGCCCAGUGCUGAGACUCCCAGCCACCUGCCCUAAGCAUGGCCCUGCAUAAACUAGCACCCACAGAGACCUGGAGAGGAAGGAAUCCUAAGUGGUGGAAGUGUGGACCUGAAGAUGUAAAACCUGGGAAUAAAUUGAAAGUACCUACACAUCAAUAAGAAAAGGCACAGAGAAGAGUAAAACAUACACUCCAAAAACUCUUAAUCUUUGGGACUAAAGUUGAAGGCCAGGUACCAUGGAUUUGAACAUGAUUACCAAGAGCUGUUUUAUUUUAAUGAUCACAUUUCUUACAUCCUUACCCUUCUUGUUCCACCAAUAUUUGUAUGUAAAACAAAAUGGGAUAAGAGGUACUCCCAUCCUACCUCUUAGGUCAGUGUGCCAAAUACUGACCUGAUUACAGGGAAAUUGUCAUUUUCGAAGUAAAUUCACAA